AUGAUUGGUGUCUCUUGGCUCCUCGGGUUCCGGCAAGUAGGGCGUAUGAGGCAUGGGGUCGACAUGAAGUUCAUCGAUCUGCUACUCAUCGAUGGGCAUAAUUACCGAAUUUUUUGUGGUGCCAACUUUGCUAAUAAUUCUCAAUGUGCAGAGCAGUUUUUGUGGAAAGAUCUGGUGCUGACAGAAAGAAUCUCAUCAUCAGAUGUUGUGGUCACUUCUUGGAGGAGUAAAAGGAAUGCUUAUAAUUCAGUGUUGUACAGUUAUGGACAUGGCUUCUCAAGGUUUUGCAGCGAAACUCACCAAGUCCCAAGCCAAAAAAUAACAGAAGUUAUCAUUGACAUUGACAUUGUCGACACAGUAUCCCAAAAGCAAAAAAUAGCAAACCUCGUGAAGUUGGUGCGUUUCCAAACUAUGUCUUCAGCUUCUAAUGUGACCAGCAGGCUGAAAAGAGAAGAGAGUUCUAUGUUAAGCUUGAGGAGAAGACUCAUGCGAAAGAAGAGGAGAUUAAUAAUAUGCGAACCAAGUCCAAGGAAACACAAGAAGCUGAGCUUAAACUUCAAUGCUACACCCAUGCCUAGCUUCUCUCAGCCGCCUAAAACAGAGUUAAAGAAGAUACCACCAACAAGACCCAAAUCUCCAAAACUCGGGACAAAGAAGACUGAUUCUGAAGAAACUCAGAAGACCGCACGUGUCGCUAGGCUGAGCUUAGAUGACAAAGCCUCUAAAGAUAAGGGAACUGUGCCAACAGUUGAUCUCAAGAAGCCACCUUUGCGCAACGAGGUGAAACCUGAAAGAAAGAAAGUUGAAAAAGAUGGAGAAGCCCUGAAACAGUUUUCAAAUCCCAUAGAUGAGGAAGCACAAGGGACUGUAUCAUCGUCCAAUGUCGAUGCAGAAAAUUCACAUGAGAUUGUAUCUUCACGGAGGGAUGAAGAAAGAGUUGAGUCCAUUUGA
Molecule: messenger RNA, 951 nt
Organism: Eruca vesicaria subsp. sativa (arugula)
Lineage: Eukaryota; Viridiplantae; Streptophyta; Magnoliopsida; Brassicales; Brassicaceae
Source: the annotation of a GenBank genome assembly